AUGGGCUUCAAGUUCUCACCAGCGGCCGACAUCCCGUCCGAGAUUUGGAUGCGCAUCUUGGACUGGGCAACCACCCACGACGAUGGAUCGACAGCACUAUCAGUGUCACAGGUAUCGAAAGCCUUCUACGCGCUCGUUCAGCCGUAUCGGUUUCGAACUGUCAAGAUCGUAGGGUGGCGUAGCCUCCGUGCUUUUGAGGGGGAGUUCCAUUCAGACAGGGUGGCACCGGGAGGAAGGGCCAUUGAGAACCUCUACAUUAAGAUUCCUCCCAUCCAUCGGGACGUUUAUGUGCCUAUAGUAAGCGCGGAAGAUGGCGAUGAUGACGACCUCACGUAUGUGGACGAAGAAACGACAGACGACGGGGAGGGUGAUACGGAUGAAGACGGUGAACCGGAUGAUCUUGCGUCGGAUGAAGCGGACGGCGAUGGUAGCUCUGUAUCGAGCACCGACUCUGACUACGAGUACCGUCUUGUGGAUGAAUCGGAGUGGGACAACGGUUCAGAGCCCAUCGAUCAAGCCAGCCUCGACGCAUACCUUGCCAGCGCUCCAAGGCACGGUGACGGGUCAUUCGAGGACCUCGCGCGGGUCCCCACGCGCAUCGCGCAGGCCGAGCUCCAAGUCUACACCGCCAUCCGCCGCAUCCUCGUAUCCUCGUCCCACUCCCUCAGGUUCAUCCUCAUGAGCCUUGCCACCGAUAACUACAUCUCCCUCACCGCCCUCUUUCCCGUCCUUCCGAAAUUGGAGAUUUUCUUGUUCAGCAGGUUUACCUUGGGGAAGUUCAGGUCUUUUAAGCCUGUCAUUGAUAAGGACCAGGGCGUGAAACCCAGUCCUUUCCCCCGGCUGCGCAGGGGGUUGCGGUUUGAUCAGUUUGAUGUUGAUCGUUAUCCAGAUGAAGCUUCGACGUUGGAUUUGGAGUCGAGCUUUUAUGAAAGCAGCUCGGCAUGGGAGGAUGGGAUCCAUGGUCGACUGUAG
Messenger RNA from Coprinopsis cinerea okayama7#130, 972 nucleotides. RefSeq lists its product as hypothetical. Bases 1 to 972 code for a protein of 323 amino acids. Lineage: Eukaryota; Fungi; Basidiomycota; Agaricomycetes; Agaricales; Psathyrellaceae. The transcript has a single exon. The record is from RefSeq and is a predicted model, not a curated record.